AAACUUUGUCCCCAAGAAAAGAAAGACAGAGUAAUUGACUUUUAAAACGAGGGUCUUAACAUUCAAACAAACUAGAUGAGAUGGAUCAACUUGCUUCCCAAGUAACAAGUGGGACAUCUAAAAUAGUUUUAAUUCUUUAUCUUUUGAUCAUAAUGCAGAAGAAGAGAAGUAGUCACACCUUGUCCUAUAUAAAUUGAUGAAGCCUUUUGGAAGAUAGAAAGUAAUCCAUCUUUUACAGGAUUUGAGGGGCUUUUGAGAAUCAGAAUCCCCCCUUUACCUCUCUCCUCUUCUUCUUCUUCUUUUUUUUAAGCAACAGACAAAAAGAAACCUUUGUAGCAAUGGUGUCACUGAGGCUGCAGAAGCGGCUGGCCUCCAGGGUACUCAAAUGUGGUAAAAGAAAAGUAUGGCUCGAUCCCAAGGAGACCCACGAUAUUUCCAUGGCCAAUUCAAGGAUGAACAUAAGAAAGCUGGUGAGGGAUGGUUACAUAAUAAAGAAACAGAAGAUAAUCCAUUCAAGGGCACGGUGCAGGGAAGCGAAGGAAGCAGAAACAAAAGGUGGGCACUCAGGACAUGGAAAGCGAAAGGGAACAAAGGAGGCAAGGCAGCCAUCGAAGACGUUGUGGAUGCAGCGGAUGAGAGUGCUGCGGCGCUUGCUUCGGAAGUAUCGAGAGGUGGAUAAGAUUGACAAGCACAUUUAUCAUGACAUGUACGUGAGGGUGAAGGGAAAUGUUUUCAUGAAUAAACGAGUGCUUGUGGAGAACAUUCACAAGGUCAAGGCCGAACAGUCCAUGAAAGCAAAGUGGAAAGAUUGUGUCAAGAAGAACACUAGAGAGAAAUCAUUCUUCAAUAGUAUUUGCUACUCAUAACACAAAUUCUUAUUUAAUAAUAAAAGAAUAAAUCUAUUUGUAAA
Molecule: messenger RNA, 910 nt
Organism: Juglans microcarpa x Juglans regia
Lineage: Eukaryota; Viridiplantae; Streptophyta; Magnoliopsida; Fagales; Juglandaceae
Product: 60S ribosomal protein L19-1-like
Exons: 2
Coding region: 339-866 (175 amino acids)
Biological process (GO): translation
Cellular component (GO): ribosome; cytosolic large ribosomal subunit
Molecular function (GO): RNA binding; structural constituent of ribosome
Source: RefSeq, a predicted model, not a curated record